AUGGGAAAGUAUACAGAACACACUACAGCUCAUUACGUCAUGUCCUUCAGAUGGAAAGCUGUUUAUUCGAUUUCCAUCACCAAGUGGUUUUCCUCUAUUGUCAAAACAUCUGCCGUUCCUCUUCUAAAACAGAUGGCUAGGAAACCGCGGAGGAUGACGGCAUCACCUCAUUGGGUUUCUUGUUGCCAUUGGCUCGUGCCAUCAUUGGUCAUCCUUAUCUAA
Molecule: messenger RNA, 222 nt
Organism: Nezara viridula (southern green stink bug)
Lineage: Eukaryota; Metazoa; Arthropoda; Insecta; Hemiptera; Pentatomidae
Source: the annotation of a GenBank genome assembly